Myotis davidii is the source of this 5062-nucleotide messenger RNA. RefSeq names its product sodium/potassium-transporting ATPase subunit alpha-2. Gene Ontology annotation, molecular function: ATP binding; P-type sodium:potassium-exchanging transporter activity; ATP hydrolysis activity. The record is from RefSeq and is a predicted model, not a curated record. Gene Ontology annotation, cellular component: membrane. Gene Ontology annotation, biological process: potassium ion import across plasma membrane; intracellular sodium ion homeostasis; proton transmembrane transport. The coding region runs from base 119 to 3172 and encodes 1017 amino acids. Lineage: Eukaryota; Metazoa; Chordata; Mammalia; Chiroptera; Vespertilionidae. The transcript has 23 exons.
CCUGUUGCUGGUCAUCUGUCUGGCUGCCGGGUCUCUGGCCGUCCCCAGACUGCGGAGUGGCCUGGGAAGUCUCCUGCCAACCUCUCCAGCCUAGACCCCUCAGCCACUCUGCCCCAAGAUGGGCCGCGGGGACGGACGCGAGUCCUCGCCUGCCGCCACCACUGCAGAGAAUGGAGGCGGCAAGAAGAAGCAGAAAGAGAGGGAGCUGGAUGAGCUGAAAAAGGAGGUGGCCAUGGACGACCACAAGCUAUCCUUGGAUGAGCUGGGCCGCAAAUACCAAGUGGACCUGUCCAAGGGCCUCACCAACCAGCGGGCCCAGGACAUUCUGGCUCGGGACGGACCCAACGCCCUCACCCCACCCCCAACAACCCCCGAGUGGGUCAAGUUCUGUCGCCAGCUUUUCGGGGGCUUCUCCAUCCUUCUGUGGAUCGGGGCCAUCCUCUGCUUCCUGGCCUACGGCAUCCAGGCUGCCAUGGAAGAUGAACCGUCCAACGACAAUCUCUAUCUGGGCGUGGUGCUGGCAGCUGUGGUCAUCGUCACGGGCUGCUUCUCCUACUACCAAGAGGCCAAGAGCUCCAAGAUCAUGGACUCCUUCAAGAACAUGGUUCCGCAGCAAGCCCUCGUCGUGCGGGAGGGCGAGAAGAUGCAGAUCAACGCGGAGGAAGUGGUGGUGGGAGACCUGGUGGAGGUGAAGGGUGGAGACCGCGUGCCUGCUGACCUCCGGAUCAUCUCUUCUCACGGCUGUAAGGUGGACAACUCAUCCCUAACUGGGGAGUCAGAGCCCCAGACCCGUUCCCCUGAGUUUACCCAUGAGAACCCCCUGGAGACCCGCAAUAUCUGUUUCUUCUCUACCAACUGUGUGGAAGGCACUGCCAGGGGCAUCGUGAUCGCCACAGGUGACCGGACGGUGAUGGGCCGCAUAGCCACUCUGGCCUCAGGCCUGGAGGUGGGGCGGACCCCGAUAGCCAUGGAGAUUGAACACUUCAUCCAGCUGAUCACGGGGGUGGCUGUGUUUCUGGGCAUCUCCUUCUUCGUGCUGUCCCUCAUCCUGGGCUACAGCUGGCUAGAGGCAGUCAUCUUCCUCAUCGGCAUCAUCGUGGCCAAUGUGCCCGAGGGGCUGCUGGCCACCGUCACGGUGUGUCUGACCCUGACAGCCAAGCGCAUGGCGAGGAAGAACUGCCUGGUGAAGAACCUGGAGGCGGUGGAGACGCUGGGCUCCACCUCCACCAUCUGCUCUGACAAGACGGGCACCCUCACCCAGAACCGUAUGACCGUCGCCCAUAUGUGGUUUGACAACCAGAUCCAUGAGGCUGACACCACCGAAGACCAGUCUGGGGCCACAUUUGACAAGCGAUCUGCAACGUGGACGGCCCUGUCUCGGAUUGCUGGCCUCUGCAACCGAGCCGUCUUCAAGGGUGGGCAGGAGAACAUCUCUGUGUCUAAGCGCGACACAGCGGGCGACGCCUCCGAGUCAGCUCUGCUCAAGUGCAUUGAGCUGUCCUGCGGCUCUGUGAGGAAGAUGAGGGACAGGAACCCCAAGGUGGCGGAGAUUCCUUUCAACUCCACCAACAAGUAUCAGCUGUCCAUCCACGAGCGAGAAGACAGCCCCCAGAGCCACGUGCUGGUGAUGAAGGGGGCCCCCGAGCGCAUCCUGGACCGGUGCUCCUCCAUCCUGGUGCAGGGCAAGGAGAUCCCGCUGGACAAGGAGAUGCAAGACGCCUUUCAGAACGCCUACAUGGAGCUGGGAGGACUUGGGGAGCGAGUGCUGGGGUUCUGUCAGCUGAAUCUGCCCUCUGGAAAGUUUCCUCGCGGUUUCAAAUUCGACACGGAGGAGCUGAACUUCCCCACGGAGAAGCUCUGCUUCGUGGGGCUCAUGUCCAUGAUCGACCCUCCCCGGGCGGCUGUGCCUGACGCUGUGGGCAAGUGUCGGAGUGCAGGCAUCAAGGUGAUCAUGGUGACUGGGGACCACCCAAUCACAGCCAAGGCCAUUGCCAAAGGCGUGGGCAUUAUAUCAGAGGGCAAUGAAACUGUGGAGGACAUUGCGGCCCGGCUCAACAUCCCCGUCAGUCAAGUCAACCCCAGAGAGGCCAAGGCGUGUGUGGUGCACGGCUCUGACCUGAAGGACAUGACGUCGGAGCAGCUGGACGAGAUCCUCCGGAACCACACGGAGAUCGUCUUUGCGCGGACGUCUCCGCAGCAGAAGCUCAUCAUCGUGGAGGGCUGCCAGCGGCAGGGGGCCAUCGUGGCGGUGACAGGCGACGGGGGGAACGACUCCCCGGCGCUGAAGAAGGCGGACAUCGGCAUCGCCAUGGGCAUCUCGGGCUCCGACGUCUCUAAGCAGGCAGCGGACAUGAUCCUGCUGGACGACAACUUCGCCUCCAUCGUCACGGGCGUGGAGGAGGGCGUCUGCUGCCUGAAGAAAUCCAUCGCGUACACCCUGACCAGCAACAUCCCCGAGAUCACGCCCUUCCUGUUCUUCAUCAUCGUCAACAUCCCCCUGCCGCUGGGCACCGUCACCAUCCUCUGCAUCGACCUGGGCACCGACAUGGUCCCCGCCAUCUCCCUGGCCUACGAGGCCGCUGAGAGUGACAUCAUGAAGCGGCAGCCGCGGAACCCGCAGACGGACAAGCUGGUGAACGAGAGGCUCAUCAGCAUGGCCUACGGGCAGAUCGGGAUGAUCCAGGCACUGGGCGGCUUCUUCACCUACUUCGUGAUCCUGGCUGAGAACGGUUUCCUGCCGACACGGCUGCUGGGGAUCCGCCUUGACUGGGAUGACCGGUCCACCAAUGACCUGGAGGACAGCUAUGGGCAGGAGUGGACCUACGAGCAGCGGAAGGUGGUGGAGUUCACCUGCCACACGGCCUUCUUUGUCAGCAUCGUCAUCGUGCAGUGGGCCGACCUCAUCAUCUGCAAGACCCGCCGCAACUCGGUCUUCCAGCAGGGCAUGAAGAACAAGAUUUUGAUUUUUGGGCUCCUGGAAGAGACGGCGCUGGCUGCCUUCCUAUCCUACUGCCCAGGCAUGGGUGUGGCCCUCCGCAUGUACCCGCUCAAGGUCACCUGGUGGUUCUGCGCUGUCCCCUACAGCCUCCUCAUCUUCAUCUACGAUGAGGUCCGGAAGCUCAUCCUGAGGCGAUACCCCGGAGGCUGGGUGGAAAAGGAGACGUACUACUGAGCACACUGGAAAGAAGAACCAGGACGGGAAAGACGGGGUGCCCUGGAGGAGUUGCAGGGAUGGUGAUGGGGAGGGGUGGUUUCAGGGGAAGAUUUGGGGAGAAAGAAUGAGGCCAUUUAAUAGGCUAAAUGGGGGGUGGGGUGGGCAAAUAAGCUUGGGGUGAUUGCCCCAGAGACCUAACUCUGAACAGUCAGAUUAGACACUCUCCCCGGGUCCUGGUCCCUCCCACUCCACCAUGUUGUCUAUUUUUAGGAGGAACUGAAGGCUACUCCAGCCGCCCCAUUCCCUGUCCCUCUGCCCCCACCCCUCACUAGAACAGACCAACUUCCAAAGACAGGAACAUGUCUAACCAGGAGGAAGGAAACGGUCUCAGGUCCCCAGUUGCACCCCAUGUCCCACCUUCACCCCUCUUCCUCUUCCUGCCCAACUCUGCCCCUGCUUCCCUGUCUGACCCAGAAACCACAAAUGGUUCCUCCCGUCGAGGCCAGAAAGGGAAGUUGUUUGGGAAGCUGGCCUGUCUCCCAGUCCCGGCUAGUUAGGAGCCUCUGGAGGAGACCGGGCAGGCGCAGACAGUGAGAGGUCAGGGUAUGGGGCGGUGGCAACCAGCAGGGGGAGAGGCAGGGGAAAGAAAGAGAGCCCUGCAUUGGACAUCUGGAAGCUCCAGGUAGACACCUGGGCUCCAGCUCUGGGUCCCAGCCUUUUAGAUUGCCCUGCCGGCAGAUCAAGGUCAGUGUCAUAAUCUCUGAGAUCCCACACCCAGAGUUCCCACUGACCUUGCUUGGUGGUCUGUCUGGUCCGUGAGGCCCAGACGUCACAUCACCGAUGCCCCAGCUCUCUCGAUCACACGCACUUGGUGACACCUGCCCUUUGGAAUGCUAGGAACUCGGAAGUUCCACGUUGUUCUGAGAGGAAUGGCUGCCUGUUCAUUCCCUGCCCCUCUCGCCCCUCUCCCCUCAUGCCCAUGCUGAUGAACCUGCUUUAUUCCUAGGCACCACCAAGCCAGGAGCUCCCUGGCCAACAGCUGGAAUUGGGGUGCAGGGGUUCCCAGAGCUUCCUGUCUUCAAGGGACAGGCAGAGUCAGCUUAGGUCAUGAACACGGUCAGGCCAGAGGGAAAGCACUAGGGACCUGCCUUUGGCCUCACAGUCAGCAGGCUGUUCCUCCCAGGCAAACGCCCUUCAUCUGAUGUUCAUUGUGCCACUUUCUCAUGGUGCCCGCAGUUGGUCUCCCGUUCCUACGGGAGAUACUGUUCCCUCCCUACCCCCCUCUCCUCCUAGCGUUUCUGCUCUGCAGGCAGCUCUGCCCAUUCUUUGAGGCUGGUUUAGAAGGCACUGGGCAUGUCCUGCAGAGAGACCUAGAUGAACAAAGCAAGUGAGAGACACCGAAGGAAAACGGAGGCCUAAGGCAGAAAGGAAGGAAGCAGAAAAAGCAUACUCUAGGCCAAGCCCAUAAGCCACCUCCCAAGGUCUGUUACUUCAUUACAGUGGAAUUCUACUUUAUGGGAAGUGCCUUGAAGUAAGUGUCAUUGCCUUGGGCUCGGAAAACUAAGUGGGAAACCACAUAAAUUAGGGCCUGGUUAAUUUGAGAUUUAUUGACUGUGGACAAAAGUUUAUCUUUGUACAAUUAAUACAAAAGGCGAUUGCUUAGUAAAUUAAGAGCACAACAAUGUUGCUAAGGAUGGCAUAUUUAGACUCCCUAAAACAAUCCUUUUCAAGCACUUUAGGAAUCGCCAUUUAGACGUUGUGAGUGUAUGGGCUAAUUAUCAUUAAUUCUUAUGUAUUUGUUAAAGAAACAUCUGCAAGACCUUUACUUGGUGACCUUUUAUAAGACAUUAGUUUGAGGCACUACAUAUGUACUUGAAAAUAAUAAAGAUGCAUUUCUUUAUGAAAAAA